This is a messenger RNA of Pyricularia pennisetigena, 975 nucleotides long. RefSeq lists its product as uncharacterized. The record is from RefSeq and is a predicted model, not a curated record. Gene Ontology annotation, molecular function: heat shock protein binding. NCBI's taxonomy places the organism in Eukaryota, Fungi, Ascomycota, Sordariomycetes, Magnaporthales, Pyriculariaceae. The coding region runs from base 1 to 975 and encodes 324 amino acids. The transcript is spliced from 2 exons. Gene Ontology annotation, cellular component: nucleus; cytoplasm.
AUGGACUCAUACGAGGAGCCAACGGGCGAGGAGCCACCCACCAUCGAUCCUUACGAGGUCCUCUCCCUGGACAAAACGGCCACUCCAGAACAGGUCAAGGCUGCGUACAGAAAGGCCGCGUUGAAGAACCACCCUGACAAGGUCCCCGAUGACCGAAAAGCCGCCGCGCACGAAAAGUUCCAGCAGAUCGCCUUUGCGUACGCGGUGCUGUCGGACCCGGCGCGGCGGUCGCGGUACGACGCGACGGGCUCGACGUCCGAGUCGAUCGUGGACUCUGACGGCUUCGACUGGAGCGAUUUCUACCGGGCGCAGUUCGCCGACGCCGUGUCGGGCGAGGCGAUUGAAAAGUUUGCGAGGGUCUACAAGAAGUCGGAUGAGGAGCGCGACGACGUCCUGGCCGCGUACGAGGCCGGACGCGGCGACCUCGACGUUGUCUACGAGUCCGUCAUGCUCAGCAACGUCCUCGAGGACGACGAGCGGUUCAGGGGCUGGAUCGACGAGGCCAUCGCCAAGGGCGACGUCGAGGCGUUUAGGGCCUACACCAAGGAGAGCAAGAAGAAGAGAGACAAGAGGGCCAAGGAGGCCAAGGGCGAGGCGGCCGAGGCGGAGGAGUACGCCAAGGAGCUCGGGGUGCAUGGCAAGUUGUUUGGUGGCGGGGGUGCGGCCGGGGAGGGCAAAGGUAAAGGGAAGAAGAAGAAGGAUGCCGGCGGCGAGGACGCGCUCGCGGCGCUGAUCAGGGGCCGGCAGGCCGAUCGCAUGGACGCCCUGGACCGGCUGGCGGAAAAGUACGGUGCCGCUGCGCCCAAGGGCAAGAAGAAGGGCAAGAAGCGCGCGGCGGACGAAGAGGAUGAUGAGGACGGCGGCGAGCCCUCGGAGGAGGCGUUCCAGGCUACACAGGCCCGCCUCUUUGGUAAAAAAUCGGGCGGGGACAAGGCAGCUGGAGGAUCUGCGAAGAAGCGAACCAGGCGUGGUUAA